Vigna radiata var. radiata (mung bean) is the source of this 2349-nucleotide messenger RNA. Its product is annotated as cyclic nucleotide-gated ion channel 4. The transcript is spliced from 7 exons. The coding region runs from base 156 to 2180 and encodes 674 amino acids. The record is from RefSeq and is a predicted model, not a curated record. NCBI's taxonomy places the organism in Eukaryota, Viridiplantae, Streptophyta, Magnoliopsida, Fabales, Fabaceae.
UUACCUACUUGAAUAUAAUAUAGGUUUGUCAAAUAGUUCUACUUUUCUAUCUUACCCACCUUCCUACUUCAAUUAUUAUUUAUGUCUUUUAUGCGAAUUAAAUCCUCUCUCUUUCAAGAGAAACUCUCACCUCAGUUCUUCACUUUCUCUCUCCUAUGGCCACCUCUCACUAUGUUUCAGACUCACGUGUCUCACGCAUGCACUACUCCUCCACCGAUGACGACCAAGAUGAUGAUGAUGAGGAAGACGAGGAAGACAAUGACUUCAAAUUCUACGACACUAAUGUCGAUGCCGAAGACGAGCCCAAGAAGCCUGACAUCUUUGCCGGCAGCAGUUUCUGGCGGGAGUUCGGGGUGGUACUGGAUCCGCGAGCCAAAUGGGUCCAAGAAUGGAACAGGGUGUUCCUCCUGGUGAGCACAACGGGACUUUUCGUGGAUCCGCUGUUCUUCUACGCGCUGUCCAUAAGCGACACAUGUAUGUGCAUCUUCAUCGACGGCUGGCUCGUGGUCACCGUCACCGUGCUUCGGUGCAUGACCGAUACGUUGCACGUGUGGAACAUGUGGCUCCAUUUCAAGAUGGCUAAACGCUCUUCUUCUCACGCCAGAGACUCUUACGCCUCUAGCGGUGGCUAUGCUCUUCGCUACCUCAAGGCUAAGAAGGGUUUCUUCUUCGACCUCUUCGUCAUCUUCCCCAUUCCCCAGAUUGUGUUAUGGGUGGUAAUUCCGUCUCUUUUGGAGAAAGGAUCAAUUACGUUAGUGAUGACAGUGUUCUUAAUCAUGUUCCUCUUUCAAUAUCUUCCCAAAAUUUAUCACUCCGUUUGCCUCUUGCGUCGCAUGCAAAAUCUUUCUGGCUACAUUUUUGGAACUGUUUGGUGGGGCAUCGCCCUCAACAUGAUCGCGUAUUUUGUAGCUUCCCAUGCAGCAGGGGCGUGUUGGUACUUGUUAGGGUUGCAAAGGGCAGCAAAAUGUUUGGAAGAACAGUGUGCAAAAACAGCAGGUUGUGGAUUGAGAACACUGUGCUGCAAAAAGCCUAUAUACUAUGGAGGAAGUAGCAUUGUAAGGGACAAAACCAGAUUGGCAUGGGCUGGAAACAGGGAAGCAAGGUCUACUUGUUUGGAUAGUGCUGAUAACUACGACUAUGGUGCAUACGCAUGGUCUGUUCAACUCAUCACAAACGAUAGCAGAUUGGAAAAAAUACUUUUCCCUAUCUUCUGGGGCCUAAUGACUCUCAGCACUUUUGGGAACCUAGAGAGCACACCGGAGAGGCUAGAAGUGAUUUUCAACAUAAUUGUGCUGACUAGUGGCCUCCUUCUAGUGACUAUGCUGAUUGGAAACAUCAAGGUGUUUUUGCAUGCGACAACAUCGAAGAAGCAAGCAAUGCAACUGAAGAUGAGGAACAUCGAAUGGUGGAUGAGCAAAAGGAAGUUACCACAAAGUUUCAGGCAGCGCGUGAGAAACUAUGAGAGACAGCGUUGGGCUGCCAUGCGAGGGGUUGAUGAAUGCCAAAUGAUAAAGAAUCUCCCCGAGGGACUAAGAAGAGACAUCAAGUACCAUCUCUGUUUGGAUUUGGUGAGGCAGGUGCCACUGUUUCAGCAUAUGGACGAUUUGGUGCUAGAGAACAUUUGUGACCGUGUGAAGUCCCUUGUAUUUCCAAAAGGAGAAACAAUAACGAGAGAGGGAGACCCAGUUCAAAGAAUGUUAUUUGUAGUAAGAGGUCACCUUCAAAGCAGCCAAGUUCUACGAGACGGGGUGAAAAGUUACUGCAUGUUAGGGCCAGGGAACUUCAGCGGCGACGAGCUUCUUUCAUGGUGUCUGAGAAGGCCGUUCAUAGAGCGUCUUCCACCGUCAUCAAGCACUUUGGUAACACUUGAAGCGACGGAGGCAUUUGGGCUAGAAGCAAAGGACGUGAAGUAUGUGACGCAGCACUUCAGGUGCACAUUUGUGAAGGAAAAGGUUAAGAGAAGUGCAAGGUAUUACUCACCAGGAUGGAGAACUUGGGCUGCAGUGGCCAUUCAAUUGGCCUGGAGAAGGUAUAAGCACCGUUUGACUUUGACAUGUUUGUCCUUCAUAAGGCCUCGAAGACCUGCCUCAAGGUGCACUUCCAUGGAGGAGGAUAGGCUUCGUCUGUAUACGGCAUUGUUAACCUCACCAAAGCCUAAUCAGGAUCACUUUGACUUCUGAUCAUAACCAUUCAAACUGGAAUAAUGUAUCAUGUUUAUCUAUAACUAUUAUAUAUAUUUUUAAUUUGAAUUCCGUUAGUUUCACACACUUUAUUUGACACACUUUUGACACUGACAGGAGUCAAGGUGUCAUUGGUUGGUUUUUAUUUUUUUUUUCAGAAAAACUGGUC